Molecule: messenger RNA, 5964 nt
Organism: Paralichthys olivaceus (Japanese flounder)
Lineage: Eukaryota; Metazoa; Chordata; Actinopteri; Pleuronectiformes; Paralichthyidae
Gene: klhl20
Product: kelch-like family member 20
Molecular function (GO): protein binding
Source: RefSeq, a predicted model, not a curated record
GGAAGUGGCGUUUGGCAUUUGGCAUGCGCAAAGCACCGAGGAAGAAGAGCCCCAGUGUUGAACCGAUAUUAGAACUGUAAACAUUAGCCGAGCGGCUUCAACGUGUCGAUAGGAUGGAAGUAUAAGGUUAACCUCAAGGUGUGAGACCAAACAUUGUUCUUCAGUGCAUGGAAGCAAAACCAAUGCGCAGGGCCACCAGCGCACGCCAAGACGCCACUGGAAUGGACAUCACCAGCCGCUGUACCCUGGGGGACCCCAACAAACUGCCUGAAGGGGUCCCCCAGCCUGCACGCAUGCCCUACGUCUCAGACAAACACCCGCGGCAGACCCUGGAGGUGAUCAACUUGCUGAGGAAACACCGUGAGCUCUGUGACGUAGUACUGGUGGUGGGGGCCAAGAAGAUUUAUGCCCAUCGUGUUAUCCUCUCUGCAUGCAGCCCCUACUUCAGGGCAAUGUUUACUGGAGAGCUGGCAGAGAGCAGGCAGACUGAGGUGGUUAUCCGUGACAUCGAUGAAAGGGCCAUGGAGCUGCUCAUUGACUUUGCCUACACCUCGCAGGUGACUGUAGAGGAGGGGAACGUGCAGACACUGCUCCCCGCUGCCUGCCUCCUACAGCUGGCUGAGAUCCAGGAGGCCUGCUGCGAGUUCCUAAAGAGGCAGCUAGAUCCUUCUAAUUGUCUGGGCAUCAGGGCCUUCGCCGACACACACUCCUGCCGUGAGCUGCUCCGCAUUGCAGACAAGUUCACCCAGCACAAUUUUCAAGAGGUCAUGGAAAGUGAAGAGUUCAUGCUUCUGCCAGCAAACCAGCUGAUUGACAUAAUUUCCAGCGAUGAGCUCAACGUGCGGAGCGAGGAGCAGGUUUUCAAUGCCGUGAUGGCCUGGGUGAAAUACAGCAUCCAGGAACGCAGACCGCAGCUGCCCCAGGUCCUGCAACAUGUCCGUCUGCCGCUGCUCAGUCCCAAGUUUCUGGUGGGCACCGUGGGUUCAGAUCCCCUCAUUAAGAGUGAUGAGGAGUGCAGAGACCUGGUUGAUGAAGCCAAAAAUUACCUGCUGCUGCCACAGGAGAGACCACUGAUGCAGGGGCCCAGAACACGACCAAGGAAACCCAUCCGCUGUGGCGAGGUCCUUUUUGCAGUUGGUGGCUGGUGCAGCGGGGACGCCAUUUCCAGCGUGGAGCGCUACGAUCCUCAAACCAACGAGUGGCGAAUGGUAGCAUCGAUGAGUAAGCGGAGAUGCGGAGUCGGCGUUAGUGUUCUGGAUGACUUGCUCUAUGCGGUGGGGGGUCACGACGGCUCGUCGUAUCUCAACUCUGUGGAGAGAUAUGAUCCUAAAACAAACCAAUGGAGCAGUGACGUGGCACCUACAAGUACUUGUCGUACCAGUGUGGGCGUAGCUGUCCUCGGUGGUUAUCUGUACGCUGUAGGUGGGCAGGAUGGUGUUUCCUGUCUCAACAUUGUGGAAAGAUAUGAUCCUAAGGAAAACAAAUGGACUCGUGUGGCUUCCAUGAGCACCAGGCGACUGGGUGUAGCUGUGGCUGUGCUGGGGGGAUUUCUUUAUGCUGUGGGAGGGUCGGAUGGAACGUCACCAUUAAAUACAGUGGAGCGUUACAACCCUCAAGAGAACCGCUGGCACACCGUGUCCCCAAUGGGGACCAGGAGGAAGCACCUAGGCUGUGCGGUCUACCAGGACAUGAUUUACUCUGUUGGAGGGAGGGACGAUACCACGGAGCUGAGCAGUGCAGAGCGAUACAACCCCAGAACUAACCAGUGGUCUCCUGUGGUGGCCAUGACCUCUAGACGGAGCGGGGUGGGCUUGGCUGUGGUCAAUGGUCAGCUGAUGGCAGUAGGAGGUUUUGAUGGGACGACGUAUCUCAAAACUAUAGAAGUCUACGACCCUGAUGCCAACACAUGGAGGUUGUACGGAGGAAUGAACUACCGCCGGCUAGGUGGAGGAGUGGGUGUCAUUAAAAUGACUCAUUGUGAAUCCCACAUAUGGUAACACCACUACCAAACCACCUCCACCCCCCCCUCACUCACAUGCUCACUUCUCAUCAUGUUGCAGCGGACGCCUCUUUUUCACCAACUCUCGUGCCUCCAAAAGAGACGCUUUUUAAGUCACGCAAGGAUGAGAGGAAAUCAUGGGGGAAGGAAGAGGGACAGACUUUUGAACUCUUGUUCAGACCCACCCCCCUAAACUGUGGUUGUCUUCAGUCACCAUGAAGUGCACUGGCACCUGAAAGUACCGUUAAGCUUCCUGUAAGGAGAGGAUGCUCUUUCUCCUGUGACCUCCCCAGGUUUUCAUCCUCCAGGCCUCUCUCGCCUGGAACAUUUGAAUGGAAAAGAACUCAACUUGAUUGACUUCGCUGCUGGUGGGAGGAUAUUUAAUGUUUCCGAUGUUUGAGAAGUUCAAAAGCAUCGGGUCACUGAGAGACUGCGAGAGCCUCCAUCACGUGUCCUCCCCCCAAUUCUUGUGACGACUGUACUUUGUGAGGUGAAUGAUUCCCUGGAAACAACGUUGCAAACAACACUGCUCUCUUCUGUCUCUACUUGGCUUUGAAGCGUACAUCUCAACUGUGGCUGUGAUGUCUCUGGGCCUCAUCUGUAGCAUUGAAUAACAGAAACGGUCAGGUAGUUCCACUCUGCAUUUAAGCUGUCAUCAAAUGAUUUCAUCUGCCUUCACCACCAGGGGAGAUUAUUUGCAGGGGAAGGAUCUGUAUGAGGAAGUCGCUGCUACUCAAACAUUUUCUCCUAAAGCUACUGUUACUGAAUGGGACUACUGCACUUUACAGGAGGCUACUGUAGCUGUUUGUUACCUUUUUGAUAUUUAAAUAUUUCAGUUGAGUAGGUCAGAGUGUAGUUACAGGAACAUGUGGCCUGUUCGUCAAACAGUUCGGUGGAAAGAACUUAGACACUAUCAUCCAGUCAUGUCUCACGGUUUAUUGUUGGCUCCAGUGCUGAGAAUCCUGAAACCCUCAGUACUUUAAACGAACCAGGUCGUCUCACUGUGUCCAAGGGAAAACAGUUUAUACCUUUUUAAAUGGCAACUGUGGUCAUAACAGCAUCAUGCAGUUUUUGUGUGGCUUUACAGUCUCGACAGGGUGAAGUAAAAGUGCAAAUAAGUUUCACGAAGUAUAUUUUUCAUAUUUACUUUAAAUUUCAUUUCUGCUUCAAGGUUUAAACCCUGCCCACUUUCACACAGACAAGUACACAAACGUGGUCAGUCACAGUUUAAAGUGGACGUGCUUUUCAGAUUGUCCACUUGGGAAAAUUACAAAAGCCGUCCCCUGGGUUGCGCCACCGUGGUUGGAGACCAUGUUGGACGAUCUGACAAUCACUUAGUUUGAAGCAAACUGAGGUUCUAGCAGUGUCACAGUGUGUUUGAUAUCAUGUUGUCAGGGUAACCUCAGAGGUGGAAAAACUGGGAAGUUUUAGAAGCUCACAAGGCCAACGCCUCUGAUAUUAUAUAGUUUUGUUAUCGACAAGUCCCAUGAGAAGACACUUUUCAUUCUUUAAUCUAUCUGUGGCUCUAAUCCCAAAUUCAUUAAUUUCUGUUGACAAUAUUAUUUUUAAAAACGGGUCACAAAUAUACUUUCAUUUAAAUAAACCUUAAAUGAUCUUUAAAUAUAUGUAAACUUUAGAUUUUACAGCAAACAUUCAACAGGAGGAAAUUAUGCAUUGGGACAAUUUUCAGCAGCUACAAUUUAUGCUGUAGUGGGUAUUUCCAGCAGCAGGACUGUAUGAACAGGAUUGAGUUAAAACAACCUGCAGCUUGUGUGGCCAUGGUCAUGAUGAAUAUGCUAACUAAUGCAACAGCGUGGCUCUCACACACACGCACUCUCUCUCUCCUUCUUGGUGGGAUACAGAAACUGUCGGUGUCAGAAUUUCUGUGGAAGUUGUCGAAAAGAAAAAUACACAAAAUAACCAGAUGUAUCCUUUUAAUUUAAAAUGAAUCCCUGAUGCCAGUGAUCAGAUCUGGGGAUUGGAAAAUGAAUAUAACAGAAACACACUGUUUUAAAAUACAAGGUAACUUUCCAUACAAAAGUAAUCAUAGGUGAUCAAAUCACUUAGAGCUGUUGAUGCGUUUACAUCUGGAGUCAGUGAUCUACUGAGAUGAGGAUGGUCUCUAUGUGUAAAACAAGGGGAGGAGCUGCUGAAGUCCACGAUGCAAGAAUGAAAGUGGAAAUCGUGGAAAAAUGUUAUGAACCUGUAAAUAUUUUAUGUCACAAGUGAAGCAGUUUUCCAGCCACUGAAGAUGCUGAUGAUAAACUGUGAUAGAAUGACCUUCUGAUGCUCAGAAAUGUUACUAGAAACAGUCAGACUCAGUUAUCUGUUGAUACAUUGGAUAGGGCAGCAUUAUAUAGUCUAGCAGUGUUUCAUAAUUGAGUAGUUUUAUAAGACAUGAAAUGUGAGGAGUUGAGUUUUCUUAUGAAGUUCCAUAGUGGCCUUGGUAACAAAGAAAAGAGACGUGUUGGAAUCAGACAGUUCAAUUAAAUCCAGUUUGUGUGAUUAGUUUAAUGUUACAUACUUCACACGUGUAAUAUCAAAAUCCGACUACUGUCCUGCAACACACUCAAAAGAGACUCGAGAGAGAAAAAUAUCAGUCGAUGAUCAAUGUAGCAGAUGACAUUCAUCCCUGUUGUGUUUAUGCAUCAGUAAAAAAACAGCCACUUACAGUUUGUGAUAUUAAUUCUGAUUCAACCCUGGGGUUUGGAGACAAGUCGUUUUUGUUUUGCAAUCACAGUCUCACAUUUAACUUUUCUAAUGUCCUCACAAGCAGCACGAUGCAUUGACGCCACCUGCUGGAGGACAGAUAAAGUGCAGCACUAAUAUGACCGAUGGAGAGCUUAGUGGUCCCUGGUUGUAUGACAGAGGCCAGAUCAAUGUGAAACACACAGUUUGGGUAGAUGGUCGAUUGGAUUUGGUUAAUCUCAUAAUUUAUUGCACUGUGAUUGGAAAUGUAUUUUAGUUUUUAUCUUUUUUUUUCUUAGUUGUGUUUUAUAAGGGUGUUCAACUUUUCAGACGGGAGGGGAGGGAGAAAAGUCUAAAGCGACAGAAUAACUUUUUGAUUUGACAUUUCAGGCCUGGUGCUGAUGUGAAGUGAAUUUAUUUCAUUGAUGCAACCCUACAUCAUAGCUCUGCACUUUAAAGUGUGUGUGGAACAAAUGCAUUGAUGCAGGCUGUUGUUAUGCAUUAAUAAGUCACAGUUAACUGGUUCAUUCUGGUGUUAAUGUUAAGCAACGUGGCAAAUGUAGAUUCUGUUGGGUUUAAUCAUAGGAUCACUGUUCAGCUGCUGAUGCAUUUGUUGUAUGCAAACCUACACGUUUAACUCAUUUAUGCUUCGGGAUGAUUUGCAGUCACAUACGUCGACGUUCACUUGACAAAAUGAGGAAUUUGAUUGUGAUGAAUGUGCAACGACCAUCAGAUCGGAGAUAAUCAUCCGUUGUUGAACAGAAUUUGAUGCAGUCUGACCAACUGUGGAUGCUUAUUCUUGAAAACUCUCCCGAGUAUAUUGCUCUCCUCUUCACUGCCACAGAAUCACAAGGAAAUCACACUCAGUGUUAUUGCUUCACGUGUCAUUAGUUUGUUCCCAGCCAUCCUGGUUAGGGGGCAGUUAGUCACUUAAUUUCUUAUCCUGUAACAUCUUCAACUCUGGUCAGAAUUUUCUUACAUCUGUGGUGAUGCAUUUUUCAGUUGAUAAAUAUUGAUUCAGCCGCUGCAGAACAAAGCAGCACGGCUGUAUUUGGCCCAAAAUGUGUCUGAUUUUCUCUCUGUUCACAUGAGCCACUAAUGCUGCAACGUGUCUGCGAUGGAUGGAAACUCAGUAGCCUAUAAUAUUUAAAUCUCGUGUUUUGAUUAGCCUCUGUGCAGUGAGUCCAACACGUGACAUGGUUGUGAUAGUUCUAAUGAAGCAAAGCAGCCAUCUCUCAGCUGGAUCAUGUUCACUAUGACAAGAAUAAAACUUUUUC